Molecule: messenger RNA, 726 nt
Organism: Closterium sp. NIES-65
Lineage: Eukaryota; Viridiplantae; Streptophyta; Zygnematophyceae; Desmidiales; Closteriaceae
Source: the annotation of a GenBank genome assembly
AUGGGCGCCUAUCUCUAUCGGCGCCUAUCUCUAUGGGCGCCCAUCUCUAGGGGCGCCUAUCUCUAUGGGCGCCUAUCUCUAUGGGCGCCUAUCUCUAUCGGCGCCUAUCUCUAUGGGCGCCUAUCUCUAGGGGCACCUAUCUCUAUGGGCGCUUAUCUCCAGGGGCACCUAUCUCUAUGGGGGCGCCUAUCUCUAGGGACGCAUAUCUCUAUGGGCACAUAUCUCUAUGGGCGCCUAUCUCUAGGGGCGCCUAUCUCUAUGGGCUGGCACCUAUCUCAAGGGGCGCCUAUCUCUAGGGGCGCCUAUCUCAAGGGGCGCCUAUCUCUAGGGGCGCCUAUCUUUAGCGGCGCCUACAUCUAUGGGCGCCUACCUCUGUGCGCUUAUCUCAAUGGGCGCCUAUCUCUAGGGGCGUCUAUCUCUAGGGGCGCCUAUCUCUAUGGGCGCCUAUCUCUAGAGGCGCCUAUCUCUAGGGACGCCUAUCUCUAUGGGCACCUAUCUCUAGGGGCACCUAUCUUUAUGGGCGCCUAUCUCUAUGGGCGCCUAUCUCUAUGGGCGCCUAUCUCUAUGGGCGCCUAUCUCUAUGGGCGCCUAUCUCAAGGGGAGCCUAUCUCUAGCGGCUCCUAUCUCUAUGGGCGCCUAUAUCUAGGGGCGCCUAUCUCUAUGGGCGCCUAUCUCUAUGGGCGCCUAUCUCUAGGGGCGCCUAUCUCUAGGGGCGCCUAUCUCUAG